AGAAGACCAAUCAUCCUCUCGCGCGAAAGAUACAACCCGAACCCACUGCCAUGUCUACAACCGAUAGGCGACGACCCUGCAAACCUCGAGCGUCAAGGUAGUGUUCGUCCGUCGGUCCUCUUCGUCGGAGGCGGCAGCCGAGCAGCCGGCGGCCACAAAAAAAGGAAAAAAGAAAACAAAAUGAAGCGGAAGAAGUGGAAGGAGGAGGAGGAGGCGACGCUGAUCCGGGAGUACUCGGGGCUUCUGUCGGUGGGUGUCCUGGCGAAGCUACGCACCCGGGAGAAGAAGUUCCAGCCCAUCGCGGACCGCGUGAACACCCUCCACCACCACCGCGACCCCGUCGCCUUCCCCUUCCGCUGGUCCUGGCGCGACGUCUCCAUCAAGAUCCAGAACAUGCGCCACCAGUACCUCAACGUCAAGCACAAGCUCCUCCACCUACCUCCCCCCUCCUCUUCCUCCUCCGCCUCCGCCUCCGCUGCUGGCUUCGAUUGGGACCAGGGUGUCCACCUCUGGCCCAACUUCCUCCUCUACAAGAAAGUCUUCGGCGACCUCGACCUCGAGCCCCCCAAGAACUCCUCCGCCGUCUCCUCCGACGACGACGAAGAGGAGGAUUUGGAGGAGCCCGAAUUGGGCGCCGAGGACGAGGAAAAAGAGGACGGAGAACAGAUUCAUAACGCCGGCGGGCAAGAGGAUUUCAAGGGUUUCGAGGACGCCGGGGAGAACCCGGAGCAGGAGGACGAGGAGGUAGGGGUAGGGUUAGGGUUGGGGCAGGAGCGGUGUCGCGGCGGCGGCGGUAGGUUGGGAGUUAUCGGGUCGAGAGUGGCGGGCCUGGGGGAGAUUGCGAUGAGGAGGGAGGAGCGGAGGAGGGAGCGGGAGGCGGCGAGGGAGGCGGAGGACUUGGAGAGAAGGCGGCGGCGGCGGCGGGCGAGGGAGCAACGGAGGGAGGCGGACGCGGCGGAGGAGGAGGAGGAGGAGAGGAGGAGAGAGCGGCGGUGGAGGAGGAGGAUGGAGGAGAGGAGGGACGAGGAGGAGAUGGAGUGGAGGGAGAGGCUGCUGGGGAUGCAGAUGGAGCACGAGAAGCAGGUGAUGCAGAUGCAUGCUGAUGCCUGCCAGUCCCAGAUGCAGAUGAUUGGCAUAUUGAUCCGGCUAGUAUGCCAAUUCCUUGGUGCCGGAGCCGGUGGGAGUGACGGCGGGCUUGGGGGGAUGCCGCCCCCAGUGAUGCAGCAGCAGCAGCAGCAACAGCAGCAGCAGUCACCGGAGAGCCUAGUGGGGAAUAAUGGGAAGAACGGCGAUCAUUCCGGCGGGCAUUAUCUCUAGAUGAUUCUGUAUUCUCUCUCCUGCUGGAUCUCUGUUACUAGGAAGAACAAACUUUAAGAUCUAAAUUUAUCUGAAGAAGAAGAUUUCACAAUAAGUUUGAAGGCCAAACUUCUCACUAAGUCAUGUUGAACUACAAAUUCAUUUAGCAUUUAUUUCAUCUCAAGUACUCUUCUUCCAGGAAUCUUAAAGCUGGUUAAUAAGGAGCUAGUUUCAGGCACAUCAAAGUGGAUCUCAAUGGCUGGAAUAUUUAUAUAUCACCUCAACACUAUUAGGUUAUCCCUGUUCUCACACAAAGUACUAUGUAAUUUGCUGUUUCAUUUGCACAGGCCCUAGAAAAACUUAUGAACCAUUUUGGAUGUGAUACUACUAGUGGUUGGAGAGUUGAUACUUGGGAACACGAUUGGCUCCAAAUUUUUCCUCCCAAUCGUUAGGCUUUCUGGAUGCGUGGAUCUACCAUUGCCUUUUAUAUGGUAUUACCUUCUUUGUGACCCAAUGGAGUUUGGAAAUAUGCUCUCAAAGAUAUUAUUUCCUUGCUAAUCUUGCUAAUAUCACUAUUAAAGCACCUAAGAUUACCCUAGCCUUCUACAAAUGUUACUAAGCUAACUUUAUCUUCCAGCCUAUUGUACUCAUUAAUUUCUAGAGCGAGCAGUAUUUCAAAUCCUCACAUUGCACAGGGCAUAUAAUUAGUUUUAGGAUAUUUGGCAUGGGUGAUUAUAUCUUGAAGUUGCAUUGAACCCAUGAAGGGAAAGCAUAUGGCAGAAUAGGUCAAUUUGGGUCGGUUGCGUUCGCGCCAAGUCAGUCUCUACUAGUAAGAUCAAUUCCAACCUGACCCGAUUCAACUAGAGGUCCCACUCGGCUUACCUGAAUGCACUGGUGGCUUAGGGGGCUAUCGAGACCCAACCUAGGGAACAGGGGAAGAUGAGGAAAGAAAGGAAGAGGAAAGGGAUGAUGGUGUUGCCAGCAUGAAGUUGGGUGCUGGUGGCAGGACAGCCAUUGGGGGUGAAGAAUGUUUCUACCAGCAAGACUUUACCGUCGGUAAAUUUCGGCCAUUCUAAUAUUGUGAUCCUAAAACAUGAGUGGUGUCACACUAUUUGGGAUGAAUCUCUUUGCAUCUACACUUAGUGUAUAUUUUAAUCUUUAUAACCUGAUACCAGCUGCUUCAUCUCUUAUGCAAUGCUGUGCGCUCCUAGUCUUUAUGUGGAUUGUGAUCAUUGGAGUUGAUCACUUCUCCCAAGCUAGGCUCUGAAUUCUAAUCCAAUAUGCAGCACACAUAAACCAUACUUUCUCAAGUUCAACUGGUUCCCUUGUUCAUCUUACAAUUCUUCUCACUUUUCAUGACAUUAAGAGUCUCCUACUGUUGUGAAUGAUAUUUUUGAAGUGCCCUCAGGAGGCCAUAAGCUUAAGAAUGAAUUAUAUUGAGAAUACUAGAAUUGCAACCAUUAUCGAAUACAAUGAACUACUUGUGGACGUCGUUGUUCAAAUGCUAACAAAUUAUUUUGAUGCUUUUCAUUCAUAAGUUUUUGAAUGGUUUUAUGCAUUUAAACAGACUACUAAACACUUAAGGUGGUAAGAAAGAUUUAUAUAUAAUUGUAAAACUAAGCUAUUUUGUGUAAGAUAAUAAUAGAUAUUUUAAACUAAACAACACCAUUACUUGAUUAUCUAAUCUUUAUCGGCUCUAACAUUCUUACCUACUUUACUAUAAGGAUAUAAUAGCCACAAAUACCCCCUGUGAUAUAUCUACUGAUAAUUGUGGUUUGAUUCGUCCUGACUUCCUCAAUCUCCUUGCCAAUUUAGUCCAUAUUUUAAAAGAAUUUGCAACAGAGCUCAAAUGUUGUAUUCUUAUUGACUAUUAAUGAAAACUUCAUCUUUACUGUU
Messenger RNA from Phoenix dactylifera (date palm), 3192 nucleotides. NCBI's taxonomy places the organism in Eukaryota, Viridiplantae, Streptophyta, Magnoliopsida, Arecales, Arecaceae. The record is from RefSeq and is a predicted model, not a curated record.